This is a messenger RNA of Thalassophryne amazonica, 2323 nucleotides long. It is a transcript of the gene cd44b, whose product is annotated as CD44 molecule (Indian blood group) b. Gene Ontology annotation, cellular component: plasma membrane; macrophage migration inhibitory factor receptor complex; basolateral plasma membrane. Gene Ontology annotation, biological process: cell adhesion; inflammatory response; positive regulation of ERK1 and ERK2 cascade. The record is from RefSeq and is a predicted model, not a curated record. NCBI's taxonomy places the organism in Eukaryota, Metazoa, Chordata, Actinopteri, Batrachoidiformes, Batrachoididae. Gene Ontology annotation, molecular function: hyaluronic acid binding; cytokine receptor activity.
AUGCAAGAUGGUCACAUCCCAAAGGAUGUCCUAUACAGAGAGCUGGCCCAGCACUACACCUCAAAGACCUACAAGUGCAACCUCAAAUUGGCAGCCAUCGGGCCAGAGAGGUUCUACCCGCCCAGGUUUUGCAGUCUCCUUGGUUUCAACUCUUUUAAGGGACAAUGGAGCUUUUGGCUGAAUGGCGGCUUCAGCGUAGCAGGCUUCUGGACCCUACAAAGGCCCUCAACUCUACCCUUGAAUUCCCGAAGCUGCAGUUACGUCGGAGUUUUUCUGGUUGAAGGAGCUAGCCGUCACACACUAACCUUUGACAUGGCUCAAAUCUGUGAGCAGCUGAGCAGCACCCUUGCAACUCCAGAUCAAGUGGCAGAAGCGUACGAUAAAAACAUGGAAACUUGCAGGUAUGGCUGGGUCAGCAACCAAACUACGGCCAUCCUGAGACACACAAGCCAUGAAAAUUGUGCCAAGAACAUCACAGGGUUCCUUAUUCAUCCACAACAUGAUGUUGAUGACCAGUAUGAUGCCUACUGUUAUGACGAAACAGCAGCUACUGUCGAUAUGGACUGUUCUCAAGCCUUCACAGUAUCUGAAAACUUGACCUCCGCUGAAUCAGGUUUCUACUCUCCAUCAGAUUAUACCACUGCAGAACCUGUGUACACCACCGCAGAGGAGGACGCUGUCACCACAGACAUGCCGUACACACACAACACUGACCACACUCACACUCUACUGGCAGGAGGAGAGGACCUCGAACUGGACACUACGGCAGAAGCACCAACACCUCAGAGUGAGGACGAUGCUACUCACGCAGAUGGUAGCGACCUUGUCUACACCACUGUAAGCCCCAGGGAUGAAACCCCAGGCAAGGUGAGUGAAAUAACCACGUCAACCAACACUGCACAUGCAGAACCUCCAACAACGGGAGCACCAGUGGAAGACACCUCCCGGCCUGCAGUGGUGGAGGCAGAUCAGGGAGGAUCAGGGAUGUUUGAGGAGGACAAAGUCUCCACCACGACUGCUGUAGGAAAACCAGAAGAACUGCAGCCCACACCCAACAAUGAACAGGACGAGACGACAAGGCUGGAAGAGGACGGUCUGUUGAAGAGAGCAUUUUCUUGUUCACCAGUCCGCUCUGCAGCAACAAGCCAACACCCUUUUGUGAAUGGAAACGGUGGAGAUUCAGACGUGGCUGCGUCCUCUGAACAAAGCAGCGGCGGCACAUCAAACUGGUUGGUCAUCCUUGGAGUGAUUUUGGCAGUUGCUGCUACUCUCUUUGUGUGUGCGCUGUUGCCAAAAGAAGAGGUAUGCUGGUGCGGAAAACAGCAGACUUUAAUGAUAACGUCCAAAGACAGAGAGGGUAACGGGUCCACUGCGGCAUCAGGGUCCAAUGCUCAGGACAGAGAGCAGGAAAUGGUGACCCUCAUGAACAAGGAGAAGAUCCAGGAGAAUGGCAACAAUGAGGAGUUCACCGUCAUCACACUGGAGGAGUCGCCAGAUAAAGACCAGCAGGCGUGAGAGAAGAACGUAGCAGGACAGGAGGCAGGAAGGACGAGGAUUGGGGUGGGAGAUUGGAUAGGUGAGGGUUGGGAAUCCAAAUUUGACUGGACACUGGGGAAAACAUCACUUUAAGGAUUAUUGUAGAAGACAAAACUAUGUUUCAAUUAGGGAGGAUGCAAGCUUUAUAGUUGGAGGCCAAAGUCAUGUAGUAGCUCUCAGACCAGGUCUUCAGGUAUUCCACAGGAUGGUUAGCUGUGAUUGGCAGUCAAAUAGUGGCAUGCAUGCGCGGAGAUAUGGUGUGCAAAGGUGUGAAAGGUAUUGUUGAUAAUGGGAUUGGUAAAGGGUUUGGGAGGGUGAAAAACAUAAAGAUAGAAAUUCAUUGUUUUAAAAAUACUAUACAGUCAGUCUAACUGAGAAUAAUUGAACACUGAAAACAAUAUACAUAUGUGUGUGUGUGUGUGUGUGUGUGUGUGUGUGUGUGUGUGGUGUGUGUGUGUGUGUGUGUGUAUAUAUAUAUAUAUAUAUAUAUAUACACACAUAAAAAUCUUGCUGUUGGUGUUUUCUAUGUGAUUUUGGAAAUGUAUGUUUUCAGACGUGUUAAAGAAAACUGGGGAAUGUCAAUUUAUGCAGCUUUGAUUCCCUUUUUUUCUUACGUUGUGUAUAUAAAGAAUAUCUUUUUGGAAUUGCCUUAGCAAUAGCUGCCAGUGUUUUUUAAUCGUUUUGAGAAAAGAAAUGUUUCAUAUUUUAGAGCUAUUUAAUGAUGGUACCACUGAGGUUAAAUUAGGGUGGCAAAACCCAACAAACGGGGGCUGCUGACAUAGAGAGA